Acyrthosiphon pisum (pea aphid) is the source of this 1074-nucleotide messenger RNA. RefSeq lists its product as uncharacterized. Gene Ontology annotation, molecular function: nucleic acid binding. The coding region runs from base 1 to 1074 and encodes 357 amino acids. NCBI's taxonomy places the organism in Eukaryota, Metazoa, Arthropoda, Insecta, Hemiptera, Aphididae. The record is from RefSeq and is a predicted model, not a curated record. The transcript has 2 exons.
AUGGACGAAGACAGUGGAAGUGGAACCAUCAACAUUUCACCGAUGAAAAGAAAUCCUCGUGGAAAAUUUGUUGGUUCUCGGCAGAAAUUGAUGAUCGUCAACCUGUACAAGGCUAAAAUGGCUCAGCAAGACAAUGCAGACGGCCCAAAAUUAAAAGCGAAAGAGAUUAUUAAGCAAAUAUCAGAAGAAAUUGGUAUAGGGCAAAGGACAGUGAGUGUUACUCUAUCAGAAUACAGAAAUAAAGGCAGUGUAUCAUCCCCUAACAAAACCAAAAUCCGACCAACUGUUACGGAAAAAGUUGAUGAUUUUGACCAAAAUGCAAUUAGGCAAAAAGUUCACGAGUUUUGGCACAGGCGGGAAAUUCCAACUUUAAAGAAAAUUUUAACUACAGUUAACGAAGAUUCAACUUUACCAGAUUUUUCCGAAACAACAUUACGUAGACUUUUAAAACAUCUCAAUUUUGAAUAUGUUCGAAAAUCUCGUAAUAGCGCUCUCAUUGAAAGAAUUGAUAUUGUGUGUUGGCGUCGAAGGUACUUGGAGUCUAUAAAAGAAUACCGUCAGUUAGGUAGACCCAUCUAUUAUCUGGACGAGACAUGGGUGAAUGCUGGUGAAACCACUUCGAAAACAUGGGUCGAUAAAACUGUCAAUUCACCACGGGACGCAUUUCUAAGAGGAUUAACGACUGGACAAAAGGAACCGUCCGGUAAAGGCAAACGUCUCAUCGUGGUACACAUAGGUUCAUCUGACGGCUUUGUUGUUGGUGGACUUUUAUGUUUUGAAUCAAAAAAAAAUACAGACGAUUACCACGAUGAGAUGAACGGUGAUACCUUUUAUGACUGGUUCGCUAACAUUUUACCAUUACUUCGUGAAAAUGCUGUUAUUGUCAUGGACAACGCGUCGUAUCAUUCUGUGAAGAAGCACACGUUUCCGGUAAGAUCUUGGAAAAAACAAGACAUUAUUGAUUGGUUGACAGAUAAAGGUGAAGUAAUAGAUAAACCAAUGGUCAAGGAACAACUGUUGGAACGAGCGCAAAUUUUAAAACAACAGUACAAAUGUACAAUACAUAUGUUAUAG